CGUCCAUUCCUGCUGAUGCACGGACUUAUAGGUUCGGCCGGAGACUUUGUGACGACGGGUGGCGCACGCGCUCUCGCUUUUCGGUUACACUUGCGCUGCUUCGACGUAUGGAUGCCCAAUGCUCGGGGCACGACCUUGUCACGAAAACAUAGAACUCUGUCAGCAGAUCAGCCUGCGUUCUGGGCAUUCACCUGGCAUGAGAUUGGCAUCUUUGAUCUACCCGCGGUAUUAGACUAUGUCCUAGCUAUCACUCGCCAACGCCAACUGCACUACGUGGGUCACUCUCAAGGCACCACCGUCCUUCUGGUGCUGCUCGCCCAACGGCAAGACUACAACGGUCGACUGGCUAGUGUGUCGUUAAUGGCGCCCGUCGCCUUCUUGAAGCACUUAAGCAGUCCGCCCUUAAACCUGCUGGCCAGCAAUACUUUGCGUCUGCUAAAUCAACUGGGCUUACACGAAAUAUUGCCCGCCUCGGCGCUAACUCAGGUGGGGGGUCAGUUCAUCUGCAGUGCCACGCUGCCCACCUAUGCGCUCUGCACGCUCUUCAUCUCCCUCUGUGUGGGCUUCAGUGACUAUCCGGCGGAUCGUCAUAUCUUCUCACACGUUCUGGAGACCACUCCCGCGGGCCUGUCGCUGCUUCAGCUAAAACAUUUUGGACAACUGAUCAAUGCUGGAAACUUUCAGCAGUACGAUUACGAAUCACCGAUUUUGAACAUUCAGCGGUACGGGCAGACGACACCACCGGUCUAUCAGCUGAGAAAUGUACAUGUACCGCUGCUGCUCUUUUACGGAACCCGGGAUGCACUUGCCAGUCUGCCGGAUGUGGCAAGACUAACCCGAGAGCUGAGCAAUAGUCGUGUUACGUUGUAUCAAGUUCGCGGCUACAAUCACAUUGACUUUAUCUAUGCCAGUUCGGCUCCAGUAUUUGUUUACGAACGCAUUAUCUACAAUGCUUGGGCUUUGGACACUGGGGCCAACAGCCAGUAG
Messenger RNA from Scaptodrosophila lebanonensis, 987 nucleotides. RefSeq names its product lipase 3. The transcript has 4 exons. The record is from RefSeq and is a predicted model, not a curated record. The coding region runs from base 16 to 987 and encodes 323 amino acids. Lineage: Eukaryota; Metazoa; Arthropoda; Insecta; Diptera; Drosophilidae.